Corticium candelabrum is the source of this 1673-nucleotide messenger RNA. Its product is annotated as tudor and KH domain-containing protein-like. The record is from RefSeq and is a predicted model, not a curated record. The coding region runs from base 16 to 1446 and encodes 476 amino acids. Gene Ontology annotation, molecular function: RNA binding. Lineage: Eukaryota; Metazoa; Porifera; Homoscleromorpha; Homosclerophorida; Plakinidae. The transcript has 4 exons.
GUCUUGUUUCUUCCAAUGAUUCGAUGGUCGACUUCGGUUGCUUUGGGUGUCUCAGCCGGUAUUGCGGCUUGCAUAGCUUUCUACUGGUAUUACCGACGUAGAAGUAGUGAAAUGCAACGUUCGGGUUCAAGUGGCGUUCCAAACGGGCGACUAGUGCACUCUCAUAGCAACUAUACUACCGAAAUUGCUGUUCCUGAUGAGGUUGUGGGUUAUAUAAUUGGCAAAGAAGGACAAAACGUGAAGCAACUUCGUUCGCAGAUGGGUGUGAAGAUAACUUUCAAGGAGAUCGAAGGUGGCUCACGAGUUGCAGUUAUUUGCGGGAAACGAGAUUCUGUGGAUCAGGCUAGGUCGACAAUUCAAAGGCAAAUCACGGAAAAAUUGACAGUGAAGAAAAUUGAUACAUUCGCUUUUCAGGUUCCACAAUAUACAGUGGGCAGGAUCAUCGGGAAGCAGGGUAAAACUAUAAGGGAAUUAUGUCGAGUGUCUGGCGCCAAAAUUGAAAUUGAAAGAGGCAGUGAAUAUAAUCUUCUUUGUCAACGACGUUGCACUAUUACUGGAACAGCUGAGCAAAUUAACAGGGCAAAGUUACUGUUGGAAGAGAAGGUGGUCGAGGAAAAUGAGUUUAGGAGGAAGAGAGGCUCAGAUCAAAGCAAGAAGAAUAUGAAGGGAGCUUCUUUAAUGCAAAAAGAUAGAGAAAUGUCAGUAUUUGCUGCUCAAGCUGCCACUGUUGAUUUAGGAGCUUUGUCGCCUCGUUUACCAGCAGUCACUGAUUAUUUUACAGUGUAUGUUGCAGCUGUUGAACAUCCUGGUCACUUUUGGAUUCAGGUACUGGAACCGGAUGGAACUAAGCUGGAUGCUAUCUCUCAAGAAAUCAAUAGCAUUUAUCCUCAUCUUGAAGCUAGUGAAAUGGCUUUGAAACAUGUUAGUGUUGGUGACAUUGUUUGUGCUCUUUUUGAGCAUGACUCGUCAUGGUACAGAGCAAGGGUAGAAGAUAUUAUUUCGGACAGUGAGGUUGAAGUGUAUUUUGUUGAUUUUGGAGACAACAGCAGAGUUCCCUAUAGUAGUAUUAAGAGAAUAAGACCAGAAUUUUUGCAACUUCCAUUUCAAGCGAUAGAAUGUGGACUGCAUGGAAUUUGUCCCAAAGCAGGGGAAUCUGCUGAAUGGUCUGAUGAUGCCGUUGAUCUUUUUGAGGAAACAACACAUUGUGCCAGGUGGAGACCACUGAUGGCUAAGAUCAUGGGCUAUGAACUUCUACAGUCAACAAAAGAUAAUGUUCCAAUGUUGGAGUUAGUAGACACAAACAGCAGAGAGGAUAUUAAUAUAGCUGGAGAACUGGUCAGAGAAGGGUUUGCCAUCUGGUCAAGUGACAAGCAGAUAGAAAGAAGCUUACCUGCUAAAGGAGCUGAGCCUGAUCUGAUAGCAGAUUCACUUACUAAAGACACAUGAAUUGACCAAGUGGUUUUGAUGUCAACAUACAAAGUUGAUUUUUGUCAGAUCAGGUUUGAAGCAAAUUGUGGAUUAUAAUUGCUUUUCAUUGCUCUAACAGUCAUAGUAGUCUGAAAAAUUUGGGGACAGAUUGCAGUUAAGAUUUGCAGACUGGAUAAGAAGGAAGUAAUUGUUGUAACUGUUGUAAUAACCUGUUAAAUUUCAAGUUUUGCAAAUUGACGUUGUUU